AUGAAGAGUAACGGCAUCCAGCAUCGAUUCGACCCGACUUUCGGUCACGGUUACGGCCACGGUUACGGGGGUUACGGCUACGAUCGUAAUCGCGGCAUUCCACAAGAGGACGACAUUAUCCCGACCUGCUUGGUCCCGGCAGCAAGACAGUCGCUCUCGGCGCUGGACGAGAAGCGUGCCAACGAGAUUCGGCGAGGAGUGUACGCACACGUUUUCCUCGACGUCAAAAAUAGCAACAAAUCAGAAGAAGUCUUGUAA
This is a messenger RNA of Colletotrichum truncatum, 258 nucleotides long. RefSeq lists its product as uncharacterized. Lineage: Eukaryota; Fungi; Ascomycota; Sordariomycetes; Glomerellales; Glomerellaceae. The record is from RefSeq and is a predicted model, not a curated record.